GACAGACGACUGGUUCAGGUUUCAGGAGCAGCGGUCUAGUUACAGUAGACCAUCGGAUCCUACACAUUCUGUCCUACAUUCUCGACUUUCCCGUCCGCCCGUCGCGUCGCCUGACUGGUUCUCGGUGGCUCUCCCUUGAUAUGCCUCCAUUGUUGCCCCCUCCGACCAGAUUAUCCCAUUCUCGGGCCUGCUAGUUGUCUCGCAGUUGAGUCCCGGUCCCUCAUUGUAUUGUUGAGGGGCAUGAUCUGUGAAUAAGAGCUCCGAUCAUCUACUGCUCUCUGUUCUGCAUCGGUGCUCUCUGUGACAGCACCAAUCUCCUUCCAUCAUGCCGUUGUAUGGCUCAUCCAGCCGCUCCAAGAAGUCUAAGAAAGAUGGUGCCAGUGAAUCGUCUACGGCUUCUGUCCUCUCGGCUACCUCUCGGUCCACCAAGGUUUCUAGGUCGUCUGUAGAUCGGCCUCCGGUAGCGCCCCCAAACCCGGCUUCCGUCUCGAAGAGCAGUGAUUCAAACUCGGCCAAUCCCUCUCGGAUGCAAACAUCUGCCAAGUCUGCUGAAUCUGAGCGUAUCGUCCCGAACGUUUUUGAAUUUCUCGACGAGGAUGUAUCCACAUCAGAAGAGGACUCCUCGGCAGAGGAGGACUACAGAUCGCAUCGCUUCUCUCACUCAUCAUCAACUAGCACACAACCGAAGAUGGCGCAUGUAGGGUCAGGACGUCAGAGCAGACUUGCUGGAGUUGGUGCGGAUGCACGCAGUCGAACAUCAUCUACAAUGUCCAAGGCUUCCGUGGACUCCCAACCGUUGCCGACGGCGUUUGAUAUCGCUUCUGGUGUGCCAUCAUUGCACAAGGCAAGGAACAACCCUAUUCAGCAUAAGAACCCCUACGAUGUGCCUCCAGGCACUUUCACAGGCUCGAGUUCGCCCGAGAAACGGAGCCUAGAGCUCAGUCCUCGACCGGAUGCCUUCUACUCGCGCCAUUCGGCCAGCCAGAACCGGCCGCCUCUCCCACCAUCGCCGCCACGGAGCCCCGAGGAAGAUCUUCACCGACCCAAUCAUAAGCGGAGUUGUAGCACAAAGUCAUCACCGUCUCCCUCGGGCUACGGUCUCCUCGCCUGGCGUCUUAGCUCAUCAACUGACAACCUGGAGCCCCGUCUCCCACCGCUCUAUCGUCGGUUCGAAGAUGUGAAUCACCGGGUGCUUCUGCAUCUUCAGGACGAAAUUGCACAGAUGGAGGAGGACCUUCGUGUUCUGGACGAGUAUGACCAAAUGCAUCGGGCGGCUACGGCCGAACAACAGGGUACCACGAUCCUCCCAGCCUCGCGACGCAUGGACGUCCAGGCACAAGUCUAUUCUUCCUUACAUUACCGAAAAGAGGAGCUGCUGGGUGCAUUGGCCCACAAGACUGAACAAUAUAACAAUGCACUCAGUGCAUACAGUCGAGUUCUCCAAACUCUGCCAUCCGCCUCUAACAAAGAUAUCGAAACCUAUCGUACCUGGAUGAAGGAAAGCAACCCCAUCAUUGCCGCGGAGACACGCUUUCUCGACCAUACCAAAGACCUUGUUUCGCUCACCCCUCGUGUUGUUUCAUCAUCCUCUUCCCCCGCUCGACCUGUUUACGCUGCAAUUAUCAUCGCCUCUGCAGCCUUCAUCCUCCCUUUGCUCGCUUUCAGUAUGAUCGCUGAUUUCUCUGGCCGUCUUCUGGUGGUUGCCGUUGUAAGCGGCGCCGCCGCCGCCGUUGCCUCCACUCAAUCCACGGGAGCAGAUCAUCUUGUCGGUUCCCAGGAUGGCUGGCGAUGUGCUUCACUGUACUUCGGCUUCAUGGCCACAGCAGCCCUCUUUAUUCCCUAGCGUUAACGCAAGCAGACAUUUCGGGUUGCUUAUCCAUCAACCUAAAACUCAUGCUGACGACUUUACGAAUUUCCUUUGAGUCAGCGUUUCU
Molecule: messenger RNA, 1934 nt
Organism: Aspergillus homomorphus CBS 101889
Lineage: Eukaryota; Fungi; Ascomycota; Eurotiomycetes; Eurotiales; Aspergillaceae
Exons: 3
Coding region: 326-1843 (505 amino acids)
Source: RefSeq, a predicted model, not a curated record